CCGAAAAUGCGAUUCCUAAUUAUCGUUGCCCUUGUGGCCUUCUUGGCGGUUGGCCUUGUGGCUGCCCGACCAGCAGAGGAUGAGGAGUCCUCCGUCCAGGAGAACACCAAUGAGGAUGCUGCCGAGGAAAGACCUGCUGCUGAAGAAAGUCAGGAUUAUGGAAGUGAUGAGGAUUAUAGUGAGGAAUAUAGUGAGGACUAUCAGGAGGAGUCAGACAAUGAAUCAAACGGAGAUGAUAACAAUGAGGAAGAUGACCACAAUUCGGAUGAUAAUACCGAAUCGGAUAAUAACAACGAUUCAGAAGGCGAUCAGGUUCAGAGUCGUACAUUCAGUCAAGCAGAACCCCUUUUCCUCAAAUAA
Molecule: messenger RNA, 360 nt
Organism: Drosophila teissieri
Lineage: Eukaryota; Metazoa; Arthropoda; Insecta; Diptera; Drosophilidae
Exons: 1
Coding region: 7-360 (117 amino acids)
Source: RefSeq, a predicted model, not a curated record